AUGGAAAUCAGAGUUGUACCUGUUAGAAGCUUGAUACGGAACUUGACGUCUCGAUCUGGAGGUAUUGUGGCGGUGGAGCAGAGCUGGUGGCGCCAGGGGAUGGUGUUGGUGGCUAGUGUUAGAGGGCAGGGAGAUAACCUUGGAGCUUGGGAAAGGGGUAAUUCCUACGGUGGGCAUGGUGGUGGAGCUAAAGAUGGGCAUGGCAAAAAUGUAGUGAGUACAAAAGAAGAGAAAGAGAAGUACUUAACACAGGGAGGUGUCUUAGGACUUGAGGGCAAGGGUUGUCCCAGUGGUGGUGGUGGAGAGGAAGGUGGGCACAACAAUGGUGAUGGAGCUAGAGGUGGUAAUGGUGGUGGUGGAGCUAGAGGUGGGCAUGGUAAUGGUGGUGGAGAGGAAGGUGGGCACAACAAUGGUGGUGGAGCUAGAGGUGGUGGUGGUGGUGGUGGUGGUGGUGGUGGUGGAGGAGCUAGAAGUGAAAAUGGCAAUAGUGAAAAUGGAUACCAUUAA
This is a messenger RNA of Gossypium arboreum, 507 nucleotides long. Its product is annotated as glycine-rich cell wall structural protein 1.0-like. The transcript is spliced from 3 exons. Lineage: Eukaryota; Viridiplantae; Streptophyta; Magnoliopsida; Malvales; Malvaceae. Bases 1 to 507 code for a protein of 168 amino acids. The record is from RefSeq and is a predicted model, not a curated record.